AUGCCCAAUGCCUCCGGUCCCGGGACCCCACCUUCAACAGCACCAACGACUCCUACCUCUCCCACCGGCACAAAUGAUUUUAUCGACUGCGAAAAGGGCAGCGUUGAUGAAGAAAAAGAUGAAGAAGAAGUCGUUGAAGAGUUGAAUGAGAAGGAUUCCCCAAAUAUACCGUCAAAGCACCGAGCGGAAGAUGGACGGCCCAAACUCGUUCAGCGGAUCGACGAUCAUCCCUGCGGCUACCCCCAACUCGCUGCGUUCGUCAACAGCGAUGAAAAUUUCCUGAUAGCUAGAAAGUACGGUUUCCUCCGAAGCAGGGUACUCUUAUACCGUCAAGACGAACUCUCCGUUCUGGAAAGGGAUCUCAUCAAACUAGACGCCGAUGAUGAAAAAAAUAGAGGAUUUGCGCUGACGUCGAGAAAACGCGAUGAAGAAACUGAUAACGACCCCAUUUAUUCACGCAAAGUAUUAAUUCAAAAGAUUGACGACAAGCUCAAGGAAUAUGAUGGGCUCGUGAGCAGAAUCAAGACAUACCUGUCUCUCAGAGCCCCAACGUCACGAAAUGCCAAAACGUUCAUCGACUGGAUCGAAGAUCAUAAGCCUCUCUCGCCAGAGGAGUCGACAUUUAUUCAGCACAAGGAUGAUUUUGUAGCUCUCUCCGAUGGUCAAGAAUGCGGCUGGCUCGAUGGUAUGGUCGAGGACGGCCUCAGUUGGUGUCUUCCCGUCAAAUUGAUGAAGAAGUUCUUCACAUCCGAAGAGCAGACCAAAAAAACCGACGAUGAUCAUCUUCACCUAUACAGUAGACGCCGCAUCGAUAUAGUAGUACGCCUUGUUCUUGUCCUGACCACUGUCGGUUUACUAGUGGGACCAUCCGCGGUUUUGUACUUUGUCAACGGACAGAGUGCAUUAAAGAUCUGUCUUAUAAUGGUGUUCACACUGCUCUUUGCUGCGGCGCUCAGUGUGUGCACAAAGGCGAAGAGGCACGAGAUGUUAGCUGCUACUGCGACCUAUGCUGCUGUCCUCGUGGUUUUCCUCGGGAAUUUCAACUCAAGUACUUUGACGAGCUGA
Messenger RNA from Letharia columbiana, 1065 nucleotides. RefSeq lists its product as uncharacterized. Lineage: Eukaryota; Fungi; Ascomycota; Lecanoromycetes; Lecanorales; Parmeliaceae. The coding region runs from base 1 to 1065 and encodes 354 amino acids. The record is from RefSeq and is a predicted model, not a curated record. The transcript is spliced from 5 exons.